Molecule: messenger RNA, 465 nt
Organism: Salvia splendens (bonfire salvia)
Lineage: Eukaryota; Viridiplantae; Streptophyta; Magnoliopsida; Lamiales; Lamiaceae
Exons: 2
Coding region: 1-465 (154 amino acids)
Source: RefSeq, a predicted model, not a curated record
AUGGCUAGUUUUCCUGAAGACGAUCUCCUGCCCAAUGGAUCCGAAGAGAGCUUUUUUGCACAGCGGCAAAAGUCUACACGGAAGGACGUGGAGCAAGGAUUUGGUGUGCUUCAAGCGCGUUGGGAAAUAGUGAAAGGCCCGGCUGGUUCCUGGUAUAGGCAUCAUAUCGCCAAUGUCAUGUACGCGUGCAUCAUCUUGCACAACAUGAUUAUUGAUGAUGAAGGUCAAAGAGUUGACGAUUGGUCCGACGACGAAGUCGGACCGAGCGCAGGUCAUACAACCUCGCUGGUCAUUCGAGGUUUACCCUAUGGAGUCAAUGAGAGAUUACAAGCAGGGGAGAACAUGCGCAACCGACAAGCCCAUCUUCAACUCAUGAACGACAUGGUUGAAGAAGUUUGGACAUCUUCCAUAGGCAAUUCUGCAGAAUUUUUCGCAUAUCAAUUUCUAAAAUUUAUAGCAGCCUGA